AUGGGAUUAUGGAACAAUGCUCCUCCUGAGCCCCGCACGCGUGCUGGAAACUGGCCGACUCUGCUCUUCAGCUGGUGGUGUACUGCUUUUGCCGUCGUCAUCAUCCUCACGCGGCUGGGAGGAAGAAAGGUCCGGAGUGGACGUCUGUUCCAAGAGGACAAAGUCAUGGCUCUGAGUCUGAUACCGCUGCUCGCGCGCAUGGGGCUGGUUCAUGUUAUCCUUAUGUACGGCACCAACAAUGUCCAAGGUGCAAAUCUCACGCCUUACGAAAUAUACCUUCGCCAAAUAGGCUCCAAACUGGUCCUCGCAGCGCGCAUCAACUAUGCUCUAUUCAUCUGGAUCAGCAAGUUUACUGUCUCGGAGUUCCUCAAGCGCAUUACGAGUGCCAUCUGGAGACGGAGCUACGAGAUCACCCUCCAUUGUAUACGCGUCUUUCUGGUCGCAACCUUUAUCGCAGUAGUAAUAGCCACCCUUGCCGAAUGUCAACCUUUCGAUCACUAUUGGCAGGUCGUACCCGAUCCAGGCCCUCAGUGCCGACAAGGAUACGCACAGCUCAUCACCAUGGGUACCGCCGAUAUCAUCACAGACAUUCUACUCGUCGCCUUCCCCAUCCCUAUCGUCUUACGCUCGCAAAUCCCACUCAAGCGCAAACUCUCUCUCGUCUGUCUAUUCAGUUUCUCCGUCGCCCUCAUCGUCAUCACAGGCUUGCGCAUGCCCAAUGUCAUCAACCACCAUGGACGCCAACAAUACCGUACCGUCUGGGCAUCUGCCGAAAUCCUUGCCUCGGCCGCCGUCUCCAACGCUAUAAUCUUGGGCACCUUCGUCAAGGAUCGGGGAGUCAAAAAGAACAAAUACAGAGCCGGUGCCACCUUGGACACAAUAUCACGCGCCGACACUCGUCGUGCCACUAUUGAAUCCAUACAUCGCGACAGCGAGGAGGCUCUGUUCAGGGAGAUGGGCGUUCGCAUGCCUGAAGAGCUCUGUGGACCCAAGACCCACGUACCCCGACCUGCGCCAGUUGCC
Messenger RNA from Aureobasidium namibiae CBS 147.97, 1023 nucleotides. RefSeq lists its product as uncharacterized. NCBI's taxonomy places the organism in Eukaryota, Fungi, Ascomycota, Dothideomycetes, Dothideales, Saccotheciaceae. The record is from RefSeq and is a predicted model, not a curated record. The annotation marks the transcript as partial. The transcript is spliced from 2 exons.